AAGAGAUAUAAGACAUAAAUAAGAGAUAAUAAGUAGUAAAUACUUUCAUAUACGUUGGGCCCCUAAUAAAAAAUGACGGAGGGUGUGACAAAGAAACGUGACGAAACGUGUACCUUAAAGAAAGCGGAUAAAAAUAAACUGGACGCUUUUGAAAUGUGGGUAUACCGCCGCAUAGUAAAGGAUAGAUUGCUUAAACAAAUACAACAGAGAUAUUUGCAGUAUUUUGGACACAUUGCUAGAAGAACAGGCACGAUGAAAAAACUGAUAGUCGAGGGUAGAGUUGAAGGAAAAAGACCUAGGGGAAGAUCUUCAAGCCGUUGGGUAGAUCAAACAAAAACAUUGAUUAACCAAGGGUUACAUGAAGCUGAACAACUAGCCCGGGACAGAGAAGGAUGGAGGGGAAUCCUAAAAAAACUGUGA
Molecule: messenger RNA, 420 nt
Organism: Diabrotica balteata
Lineage: Eukaryota; Metazoa; Arthropoda; Insecta; Coleoptera; Chrysomelidae
Source: the annotation of a GenBank genome assembly